Rhinolophus ferrumequinum (greater horseshoe bat) is the source of this 3546-nucleotide messenger RNA. RefSeq names its product solute carrier family 19 member 2 (gene SLC19A2). Gene Ontology annotation, biological process: transmembrane transport; vitamin transport. Gene Ontology annotation, cellular component: plasma membrane. The transcript has 6 exons. Bases 198 to 1691 code for a protein of 497 amino acids. The record is from RefSeq and is a predicted model, not a curated record. Gene Ontology annotation, molecular function: vitamin transmembrane transporter activity. Lineage: Eukaryota; Metazoa; Chordata; Mammalia; Chiroptera; Rhinolophidae.
GCGUUCAGACAUGUGAGGCUCCCAGUAUUGAGAAGGCCGGCGGGCCUCCCAACACACAGCCCAGCGCUUCCGAGAGGAGGCGCCACAUGUUGUGACAGGUGCCCGCGCGGGGGCAACGCUUGAACCUCACUCCAGCUGGCCGAAGAGGAAAAGGGGAAGGAAGGGGCCGGGCCGGGACCCCGCCCCUCGCGCUCCGGAUGGAUGUUCCCGGCCCGGUGUCCCGGCGGACGGCGGCGGCGGCGGCCACCAUGCUCCUGCGCACCGCUCGGGUCCCCCACGAGUGCUGGAUCUUGCCCACCGCGCUGCUCUGCACUUAUGGCUUCUUCGCCAGCCUCAGGCCUUCCGAGCCCUUCCUGACCCCCUACCUGCUGGGGCCAGACAAGAACCUGACGGAGAGACAGGUCUUCAAUGAAAUCUACCCAGUCUGGACCUACUCCUACCUGCUGCUGCUGUUCCCUGUGUUCCUCGCCACAGACUACCUCCGUUACAAGCCCGUGGUCCUGCUGCAGGGACUCAGCCUCAUCGUUACAUGGUUCAUGCUGCUCUAUGCCCAGGGACUGCUGGCCGUGCAGUUCUUGGAAUUCUUCUACGGCAUCGCCACAGCCACGGAAAUUGCCUAUUACUCUUACAUCUACAGUGUGGUGGACCUGAGCAAGUACCAGAAAGUCACAAGUUACUGUCGCAGUGCCACCUUGGUGGGCUUCACAGUGGGCUCUGUCCUCGGGCAGAUCCUCGUCUCCGUGGCAGACUGGUCCCUGUUCAGCCUGAAUGUCAUCUCUCUCACCUGUGUUUCUGUGGCUUUUGCUGUCGCCUGGUUUCUGCCGAUGCCACAAAAGAGCCUCUUCUUUCACCAUGUUCAUCCCACCUGCCAAGGAGUGAAUGGAAUCAAGGUACAAAACGGCGGCAUUGGUACUGACACGUCAGCGUCUAACCACCUCCCCGGGUGGGAGGACCUUGAGUCAAAAAUCCCUCUAAAUGUGGAAGAGCCUCCCGUGGAGGAACCAGAACCCACACUGGACCGGCUUCUCGUGCUGAGGGUGCUGUGGGAUGACUUUUUGAUGUGCUACUCCUCUCGCCCUCUGCUCUGCUGGUCGGUGUGGUGGGCCCUUUCCACCUGCGGCUAUUUUCAAGUCGUGAACUACACCCAAGGCCUGUGGGAGCAGGUGUUGCCUUCUCGCCAUGCUGCUAUCUACAAUGGUGGUGUGGAGGCCGUGUCAACACUACUGGGUGCUGUUGCUGUGUUUGCAGUUGGUUACAUAAAAAUAUCCUGGUCCACUUGGGGGGAAAUGACCCUGUCGCUGUUUUCUCUGCUGAUCGCUGCCGCCGUGUACGUCAUGGACACUGCGGGGAACAUCUGGGUGUGCUACGCGUCCUACGUCGUCUUCAGAAUCAUCUACAUGUUACUCAUCACCAUAGCAACUUUUCAGAUUGCUGCGAACCUCAGCAUGGAGCGCUACGCCCUGGUGUUUGGGGUAAACACCUUCAUUGCUCUGGGACUGCAGACGGUGCUCACUCUCAUUGUAGUAGACGCCAGUGGCCUUGGCUUAGAAAUUACCACGCAGUUCCUGAUCUACGCAGGUUAUUUUGCACUCAUCUCUGUGGUUUUCCUGGCUAACGGUGCAGUCACUGUUAUGAAGAAAUACAGAAAGCAGGAAGAUCCAGAAUCAAGUUCUCAAGUAACCACUUCAUAAUACACUACUGAUGAGCUUCUUCUUAUAGCAAGAACUCUGCACAGCAGCUGUCCCUGGAGAUAUUUAAUUUUUUAAUUUGUAGACAUGUAUUUAUGAAUGUGCAUUUCAUGGCUUCAAAGCAGCCAAUUGACUAUACUUGUGUCCUAUAAUAACAUAAUACUGUUCAGAGGAGCCAGAAGUAAAGUUUAUUUCGUGGAUUAUUGAAGGAUGACUUUAAUCUGAUUCAGUAGUAAACUUGAUUGUGAAAACCAAGUAAUCAAGUACAAUCGAGCAGCAUGUGAUGGCGUAUACUUGACAGCAAGUGAGUCUGGUGUGUCAUAGGUCCAGUACUCCUAUAUCUGAUGUGCCAGAAGCUUGGCCUGGUGGGACCAGGGCUUCACAGGGGCCACAAGAUGUUACAGGUCGGGACAGAAAUACGUUCUAACAGCACCCGCCUCUGUCCAGCUUAGUUCUUAUUUCUGUGUUAGCCGUGUGCAUUUGUUUCUCCAGAUGAAAGUUGUUCCUAUUACUGGCAGUGUUUGCUCUGCUUGGGUGUUCUGUCCUGUAAGGAGUGUGUCAUUUCUAAUAUUGUUAUUUUUAAAAAUUCAUUGUAUGAAUGUUCUCAGUUCCCAUCUUGACAAUUAGAUGUUUGUGUAGAUUUUCUUUAGAAGUAUAUUUUUGCAUUGUUCAUAUGCUUCCCAGAGAAGCUCAUUUAGUUAGACAUUAGGGCAAGUUUUGAAGCCUGCUAAUAAGCUAAAUGAAGAAACCUAAUCAGAAAACUCAAGGUAGGUUUCCUUGUCUUUUAUUCUUCAGUAUGAAGGACCAUGAAUUCCAUGAUGAAAAGGUAGAAUAUGGGUUAAAGACACAACUGGCCCAUUUUGUAUUUGCAUUUCCUUUUAUUUCCCAAAUAAAAUGAAGAAGUCGUUUUAAAAAUAAUUUCAUCCCCAUUUAUAGCUUUUAUAUUAUUUGUCCUUCUUAUCCAAGAUAAAGAUGUCAUUAGGCGCUGGAUUAUUCUAAGCGUUUUUCAUGAACUGAGCCUCUUUUUGAUUUAUUUCAAUGGGACAGGAACUAGGACAGACACAAUUCCUGUGUUUUGUACAUUAAAUCUGCCUUUGCUUCUAAGGGUGGAUCAUCUUGAAUGCUUAAAAUAACAAUUGCUAGUGAUUCCAUUUCCAAGUUGCUUGAAAAGAUAUUAUUCUGUAUACAUUUAAUUCUCAGAUCAGCCUACCACGUGGCUGCUAGAAUAUGUGACAUGAAAACUAUUUUAAAGCCAACUUUGUUGCCUUAUCUUGAAAAGAAUCUAGGUAGCUGCUUUCACCUGGAGUGUUAACUUUUUUAGAAUGACACAGCUAAAUAGUGUGAAUAGUGUCAAGACUGUAAAAUUGACAUAUUUAUUUGAUUUAAGCAAGAACUUUAGAAGCAAAUGAAGAGGAUACGAAUUGGUUCUCUUCAACCUCUUUUUGCAUAUAGGGAAAAGAAAAGAAGGAAGAGAAGGGGAAGUGAUGUCAUAAAAGUAGCAGCCUUGAAUUUUAUAUUUUGCCUUUUUUUUUUUUUGCUACAUAGGGAAUUGUUUACUCAAACAAGUAGAAAAGUGGUGUUUGAGGGAUUUUAUUUAACGUUUUUAAUAAAAAUGGACUGUGGUACAAUCAAAUUGUUCAUGUUACCAAAGCAGUAUUUCCCUGGAAUUUAAUUCGAAGUUUGUGGCAUACAGCUCGAGCCAUCUUGGUGUGCAGCCAUAUUUCUAGAAUGCUGAACCCUAUUUGCAAGUUGUACUGUAUGCAGUUUUGCAAAGAAGUGGAAAUAAUUUGUUGUACUUUUUAUUCAAUUCUGUACAGAUUAUAAAAUUAUUUUUAUUAAAUAAAUAUUUUACAAUAUA